Messenger RNA from Schistocerca nitens (vagrant locust), 1155 nucleotides. RefSeq names its product cytochrome c oxidase assembly protein COX18, mitochondrial. Gene Ontology annotation, cellular component: mitochondrial inner membrane. Gene Ontology annotation, molecular function: membrane insertase activity. The record is from RefSeq and is a predicted model, not a curated record. Lineage: Eukaryota; Metazoa; Arthropoda; Insecta; Orthoptera; Acrididae. Gene Ontology annotation, biological process: protein insertion into mitochondrial inner membrane from matrix; mitochondrial respiratory chain complex IV assembly. The coding region runs from base 1 to 1155 and encodes 384 amino acids. The transcript is spliced from 6 exons.
AUGCACCAUUCAAUGAAACUUCCUGUCUCACCUAUCGUGGACAAAAUGUUUUCACGAUAUUCGAAUUUUUGUGUUUCUAAAGUUAAAAGUGCUGCGUUAAGUCGGGCAUACAGCGUUUGUGCAAACAGAUCUUAUUCUGGCGUUGAGUUGGACCAUUUACACCACGAGAAAAAAUGUGGGCUUUUCUUGUUUAGUAUGGGAAGAAACAAAUGUUGUCAGCGAAGGCCCCUCUCCUCACAAUCUUCACCGGAAAUAGCGCCUCAUCCGCCCAUGGUUUUAAAAUUUCUGUCCGAAAGCACCCCAGUGCUUUUUGCUCAAGAAAACCUAGUCCUUCUUCACGAUCUGACAUGUCUACCGUGGUGGGCCACGAUAAUUUCUUCAACUAUCAUACUCCGCACAGCAGUAACAUUACCACUUGCUGUGUAUCAGAAUCAUGUACUAGCCAGAUAUGAAAACAUACUUCAAGAAAUGCCUGCUAUUGUAAAGGAAUUGAAAGCAGAGACGGCGUACGCUGUGAAAAAAUUCCAGUGGACAGAAAAGCAAGCAAGAGUAAUAUAUAACCGCUCAUUGCGGAAGCAGUUAAAAAAGUUAAUUAUAAGGGAUAACUGUCAUCCAGCCAAAGCAUCAUUACUAGUGUGGGUUCAGAUUCCAAUGUGGAUUUGUUUGUCGGCAUCUCUGAGGAAUUUGGUGUACAUGUUACCACAGCAUUCAGUAGGUGCCGAGAUAAAUUUUGUUCAACUUACUAAGGAGGGAUUGCUCUGGUUCUCAGAUCUUACUUUGCCUGAUUCAACUUUCAUAUUGCCAUUAAUUUUUGGCAUGACAAAUCUUGCCAUUAUUGAGAUUGUGUCACUCUCAAAGGUUAAAACUCCUGGAAAAUUGCAGAAAUUUAUUACAAAUUUUUUCAGGGUUCUUACAAUAGGAAUGACUGCAAUAGCAACACAGGUGCCUUCUUGCUUAACAGUUUAUUGGGUGACGUCCAGUUUCUACGGCUUGGUACAAAACAUAGUUCUUAUGUCACCACGUGUCAAGAAAUUCUUUAGAAUACCAGAAACCCCAUCCCAACUAAAACAUCCAUACAGGCAUAUUUACAAGCGCUUAAGGGAGAAAUUAGAUAAACUGUUUACUUUUGGAACACAAGUGUCAAAGGAGAAGUAG